Molecule: messenger RNA, 3029 nt
Organism: Trichomycterus rosablanca
Lineage: Eukaryota; Metazoa; Chordata; Actinopteri; Siluriformes; Trichomycteridae
Gene: nanos1
Product: nanos homolog 1
Exons: 1
Coding region: 95-796 (233 amino acids)
Biological process (GO): oogenesis; negative regulation of translation
Cellular component (GO): perinuclear region of cytoplasm
Molecular function (GO): zinc ion binding; mRNA binding
Source: RefSeq, a predicted model, not a curated record
AAACACUGGAGCUGCGCACUUCUCUAUCCUUUGCGGAAUAUUGUUGACUUUAUCCUGCAAACACAGAGGCGCCUGUGCGCCCUCAGGACUCGCCAUGGAUUUUCUGGACCACAACUACUUGAGCGCGCGUUCGCCCUACGAUUACACGUUCAACUUCUGGAACGACUACCUGGGUCUGUCAAACCUGGUAACACAGAGCAGUAAGAGCGGUUCGAGUCCCAGCCCGAACUCCAUCACCGAGUCUCUAAAAGCCACGCUGGGGCUGGAAGACUCUGCGCACUUGGACUACUGCUGCUGCUCUUCGUCCUGCUGCUCCUCAUCUUCAUCGUGCGGCUGCUGCUGCCCUCCUGCCAGCCCGCCGCCGCCUUCCCUGCUCGAGCUGAAGGAGCGCUUCUCCGGACUCGGGCCGUUCCGGAGCCCCGGCGCGACCAUCGCAGGGCACGAUUCGGGAUUCGGAUCAGGUCUUGGAGGGGGAAGCUUCUCAGCUUUCGAUGUGUUCUCGACGGACAGAAAGGUGCGCAAAUCAACUGUUGGGCGCACCAAGCAGGAACCCAAGAUCUGCGUGUUUUGUCGGAAUAAUGGCGCACCUGAAGAGGUGUACGGAUCACACGUACUGAAAGCGCCGGACGGCCGCGUGGUGUGCCCGAUCUUGCGCGCCUACACGUGCCCUCUGUGCAGUGCCAACGGGGACAACGCGCACACCAUCAAAUACUGUCCACUGUCCAAGGAGCAACCUGCACCCCGCACCCUCAAAGGAGGUCGAGCAGUGGGUGGUAAGCGGGUGAAAAUCUUCUAAAUGUAAAAAAAAAAAAAAAAAAAAAAAAAAAAAAAGAUGACCACCAAUUUCCUAAAUCACCCGCAUUUAGGCUAUUGCACUGAACCUGAUAUUUCCAGAUGACUGUUUCUUGUAGGCUAUAGGAUCUAAAAUAUCUACAUUUUUCUGUUAAAAAAGUCUUAUAUUUUUAUAGAUGCUUUAUUUCCAUAGUUUAUUGUAUAUUCAUAAACAUAUUUUCCUUUUUUCACUUUUUAGAUGUUUAUCAGUUAUAAAUCACAGUAUGUAUACAGUGAUAAUAAACAUAACAAAAAACAUAUUUGUUUAAAGCUGCAGUACAUAACUUGUGGGAAUCUGGGGAAUUGGAGGCCUCUCUGGUGAAAUUAUGGUACUGCAAGCAACCUGCAAAACAACAUUUUGUGACUAAACUGUGCUUUGAAUCUUACCUUUGAAUUAAUCUGGCACAUUUAAAGUAUCUAAGUAGCACCAACAACUGUUUUAUUGACAUGCAAACACACACACAUGCACACACACAUAUGAAAAAAAUUUUUUUACAUUUCUGCCUUUGUUUAAAUAUAUUUGACAAAAACACUAUGCAUGUUAGUAUAUAAAGUUACAUACUGCGGCUUUAAGUGGGCAUGAAUGUUGGCAUACACUGUUAAAGUAAUAUUUUUUAAAGCUGCAUUAUGUAUUUUUAAAGCAUCAUUAGUAUGCUACUAAAAACAAAUAGGAAACCAAAAUAUGGUGGCGUUCUUGUGUCAAUUUAAGUGGCUCUUAAGUGCCCCCCCCCCCCCCUUUCCUUCGCCGUCUAGUUCAAAAUAGGACCUGUGAACUCGGUCAAUACAUUUUUUAGACUUAAUGCAAGGGACUACAUACAUAGUCAUUACCUGAAUGCUAGUUAAGUCACCAUUUGCAACCAUCAAAUCAACAUAAGUAAAUAAAAACAGUAUUAAGGUAGCAAAACCUUUAUUUGCAGUACCACAUGUUUUAGUUUUCCAGACAGAUCUCCAAAUCUUUGAAUGUACUAAAGUUACACACUGCAGCUUUAAGUAAGCUAAGCUUACAUCUUGUGUUGUUUUGUAAACCAAAGUUAAGUUACUUAUCAUGAGACUGAGAAUGUCUUUUUCAUUUCCAGCCUAGAGUCUCUUGAGCCUGGUUUGAUUUAUUUGACCCAUUCCUUCUUCCCGUUAUCCACCACAUGCUUUCUUUCCCUCCCACGCUGACAUUUAAUAUGGGCCAGCAGAAAGAAAAAACAGCAACACAAUGGAGUCUCUGUUGGUCUUAGUUUAACCUCAUAAUGACUGGAUGCCCAGCCAAACCGACCUGUUAUGAGCUAGGACACAAUUUUGGGCCACUUUUUUGUUUUUAGCCAGAUCCCUUUUGAGAUGUUUUUAUUAGUCCUAUACAAGGUGCCCUGCUAAUGUUUACACCCCGAGCAAGGGGAACAAACUCGCUCACACACUGGAGAAUGUCUCAUAUGGGGACCUGUCUGGCACCAGAGCUGCCCUUCUGUACCCAAACUAUUAUUAAAAAGACUUAAUGGUCAGUGAUGGAACUGUAUGUAAUAAAUGUUCUUUUUUUUCUUUUUAAACAAUGCAUCUGCCCCAAUUUUGCAUUAUGUACAAAAAACAAAUGUUCCAAAAACGAUGCAAAAUGUUGUGAAUGUACAAUUUUUGCAGGACUGCACAUGGUUUGACCAUUAAGUGUACCAAAGGAAUUCAAUUGUAAUGAAGUAUGAAACAGAUUUGCUGUAAUGUAAAUAAAAAGUUGAUGUCUAUUCAGUAUUUUAACAUUUAAAAGUGACUUCAGAGGUGCUACCUCACACGAUUUUGUACUUAACAUGUAAAAUGUCAAUAGCAGUUUAUUAAUAUAGCGCUGCCAUUUAUAAGGGUUUUUAAUAGUAUUUUUGAUCUUUGUAUAACAUAAUUGUAUUUUUCUUUCAUUACACUCUACAUGUACAAGUGGAAUUCCAAUAAGCUCUUAGCAUUGUUUGCCAAUAGACGAUGGCUGUAUAUAAUAAUAAUAUCGUACUUUUUUUAAGUUGUUUAAUGUUACAUUUUCAAUGAUUGACAGACAGAAUGAAAUAUGUUAAAGAAUUUAGAACAUUUGCCACUUAUAACUGAGGUUUGUAAUUAAAUUAAGAGGACUAAAAAAGAAACACUGUUGAAUUUUGUUAUUUAUAUUUUGUCACAAUUCCCUGUAAGCAAAUGUGCAGAGAUGAAUAAAUUCCAUAUAGAAAUAAAACUUAUGAAAUAUU